AUGACCUUUCCAUCCGUCGCCAAACACCUCCGCCGGCUUCGCUCCCCCGUCUUGAAUCCAACACCGUUUCCGAAGCCUGAGGUGCCACUUCUAAAGAGCGAUAUGUGCUUAGCGAACAUCAAGGACGAUCAGGAAUGCCUGGAACCUGCCAGGGAACAAGCUGUCGCUCCUGUUAUCGAGACAAGAUGUUUGGUCUCUGCUGAAGAAAAAGAGCGCGAUGUUCCAGUCGAGGAGGAUCUUAUGGUCUAUGAGCACAAGAGCUACACCGAGAGCCUUACUUUUCUUCGCCCGAAGCUAGGCCUCAUUGCCGGCGAAUCCGAUGCCUACAAGACUGACCCGACCAUCUUUGUAGGCAUCGACCUCAAGUAUCGCCCCGGUGUGAAGCAGGAUAUUUCUGAAGUUGGCAUUGCCAUCCUCGAUUCUCGCGCCUUGAAGUUUCGACGCCGAGAGGGUCGCAUAUGCCCGCCGGGAUUCCCAAUUCGAGCCUACAAUUUUACCGUGGCGGAUACCCCGAACGCGGAUUUUGCCUUUGGAAAGGCGGAGAUCAUAAGUGCCCAGGAGCUUCCUUCCCUUUUCAAGAAGGUCGCUUUGGGCCACAUGGCACUCCAACCUCUUUACAUGGCACCCAAGAUCAGCGUCGUCUUCGUGGGUCGCGACAUUACGGCGAACUUGGCUCGCAUGGGCCAGGGCGACCCGAAUUUCUGGAAGUCAGAAAAUGGAAUGUCGCUAGAUGUUUCGGGUGUCAUUGAUCUUGACAUCUUGACCGCGGAUAUGGGCCUCGUUCCGGCAAAGCUUGCAAAGCAUCAGUUUCGAUGUGCCGGUAAUGAAGCCAACUAUACCAUCCGAGCAAUGCUCAAGUAUGUUCAUUACAAGACCGAUGACUCUAAUCCAGAGGUCCAAUCAAUGAGGGAUUCGGUGCUCAAAAUCGCCUCGGAAGGCCUUCCCGAUGGUCUCAUUGACGUCACAAACCUGGACGAUGGUAUCCUUUCAAGCAGUGAACCUACCGAACGAUCAUCUGGGUCGGCCGAGAGCUUCUCCUCUAUGAGCAAGACUACCAGUGAGAAGUACAGCAAGGCAAGCGAUACCAUAGGACGUCGAUUCUUAGUCAAAUUGAAGGAGCUCACAGGAACUCACAAGAGGAAGCAACUUGGUCGCCGGAUCAGCAUGACCAAUUUCUUCUCGGAGAAAGACUGCUUGGCUUAG
This is a messenger RNA of Drepanopeziza brunnea f. sp. 'multigermtubi' MB_m1, 1203 nucleotides long. RefSeq lists its product as uncharacterized. Lineage: Eukaryota; Fungi; Ascomycota; Leotiomycetes; Helotiales; Drepanopezizaceae. The record is from RefSeq and is a predicted model, not a curated record.